Messenger RNA from Syngnathus acus (greater pipefish), 2264 nucleotides. RefSeq names its product syntaxin binding protein 6 (amisyn) (gene stxbp6). Gene Ontology annotation, cellular component: plasma membrane; exocyst. Gene Ontology annotation, biological process: regulation of SNARE complex assembly; exocytosis; Golgi to plasma membrane transport. The record is from RefSeq and is a predicted model, not a curated record. NCBI's taxonomy places the organism in Eukaryota, Metazoa, Chordata, Actinopteri, Syngnathiformes, Syngnathidae. The coding region runs from base 383 to 1114 and encodes 243 amino acids. The transcript is spliced from 7 exons. Gene Ontology annotation, molecular function: phosphatidylinositol-4,5-bisphosphate binding.
CUGCUGCUGCUGCUGCUGGCUCCUCAUCCAAGCAGGCUUCACGCUCACUCACUCAGCCGCAGUCAGGCUGACAACAAGCUUCUCCAGUAGAAGAAGGGAAAAAGAAAAGGAAGACGAGUCGCGUUUCAAUCUCCCCACUGCGGAGGGUGGAAGUCAAAAGAUAUGUUUGACAUGUCAAGCUAGCUUCUUUUUUUUUUUUUGGGGAGACGAGACAGACGGCAUUUGGCGUGGUGGAACGUUUUAAAACACACAAGCCGGUGAGUAAACAAUGAAUGUCAACGUGUUGUUUCUGUGUACCAGAAGAUGGGAAAAAGUUUUUACAAGCGCCUUUUAGCUGGAGAGUGCACCUCGCCCUUUGCCAGCUGAGCCACCAGCUUCCAAGAUGUCCGCCAAAGCCACCAUCAACAAGGAAGUCUUCGUUCCCCACGACGAGAAGAUGUUGGCAGCUGUGCAGGUGAAACGGAAGACCAAGAAGAAGAUUCCCUUCUUGGCUACUGGCGGUCAGGGAGACUACUUGACAUUCAUCUGCCUCUCAGUGACGAAUAAGAAGCCAGCUCACGUCACCAUCACCAAAGUGAAACAGUUUCAAGGAACGUCGGCCUUUGUCAAACGCUCCCAGUGGACUAUCGAUCAACUACGGCAGGUCAACGGCAUUGAUUCCAACAAAGACUCUCCUGAGUUUGACCUAACGUUUGACAACGCCUUUGACCAGUGGGUCGCCGGUUCUGCGGGAGAGAAGUCCACCUUUGUCCAGAUUCUUCACCACACCUGCCAGCGUUACAUCCCGAUGCGAAAACCGGAAUUUGUCAACUGUCAGUCUAAACUUCUGGGAGAAGCCCAAGCGGUAGAUUCAGUCUUUGUCCGUUGCAAAGUGUUUAUGAACAGAGUGAGGAAAGAUCUGGUCGCUCGCCAUAGUCAUCUCCCACGACGAGGCAACAGUAUCCUCCACUCGGCCGCGGACAGCGUGACGAGCGCCGUGCAGAAGGCCAGUCAGGCUCUGAACGAGCGAGGCGAGCGACUGGGCAGGGCCGAGGAGAGGACGGCCGACAUGAUGAACAGCGCUGAGCAGUUUGCCGUCACUGCGCACAAGCUUGCCAUGAAGCACAAGUGUUAAAACAACCACUGCCAAAACCAUCUUGUCUUUAGGAGUGUAUUGGAGGGUCUUAUUAUCGCCAAUCACCGCUCGCCGUCCAGGUCUCUGGAGUUUUGUUGCUUUUGAAAGAGACGUUAUAACAUUUUAGUAUUGAAGAAGACGGAGAAGAGCUAAACGUGUUGACUCGAAGGCAAACGACGUGCUUCAGUUAUCGGCCUCAUCUUUUUUCACACUGACAAGCAAUGACUCAAGGAUGUGGACCAUAUUCAAUGAUGAUUUUAUUUGUUAUUUAUGAGUGUUCUAGUGGGUGGUCGACACGCACACACAAACCGACAUUUCCUUUUUAAAGCCAAUCCUGUCUCAUCAUUAAUAAUGAGAUGACGCCCUGGGGCGAAAGUUUAAAUGAAUAAUCAUAUCCGUGAUAUAAACAGAGAACAUCUGCUCGCCUCAGCUUUGUGAUCGAUAAAUUAACAAGUGUUCACCGGAGACUUCCUUUGGCCAGCUUCAGAGUUGAAUGUUGUUGUUAAUCCAUACAAAACAAGUUAAAAAAAAAAAAAAAAAAAAGGCACAUUCAGUGGAAUCGCAGUCUAACAGUCUGAUUCAAAACUAAAUUUACGAUUAAAAGUGUACAAAUAAUGUAUCUGUGUUUUUACAUGAUUGUUUUUUUAACAUGAGCUGCCCAAAUCCUACAAAUGACGACUUUGACAUUCCACUGUAGAUCACACACACACAAUAAAUAGUCCACAAACGAUAAGCCAGACUGAAAAUAUUUAUUCCCAUUUGUUUUGUUUUCUGCCAGACGGUCCUGCACUUGAAGAACAAUAUACUGUACUCUUAUGUGUAUUUGAGAGUUUUUCUGUUUGCGGGAGGCCCCAUGUGCCGCUUAAGCUCUACGUGGUGAAAAGCCAAAUGUUGUCUUCUUUGGUCAGUGUUGUACAGCUGGUGACGCCAUUCAACGCUUUUUAUUUUUUACUCGAAAGUGCUCUAACGUGUCAGCUGCUUCUGUAAAAGUGGUCAAAAAAUGAUUUCACUGACUUCUGAUGUAAAUGAUUUCAAAUAUAUUUUUUAUUUGACAUUUUAACACACAUUCUCAGCAAAGAUUGUCAGUGUGCUUUCCUCUGUCUAAUGGAUGUUUAUUGUUUUAAUAAUAAAAAGAACGAUGUUUAAUUCA